AUGUCAGCUCCACCGACAGGCCAAACAACGGAGAUGCAGGAAGAAGAUGAAUGGACCGAUGUGUCCGACGACAUUGCUGGACUUGGUUUGGACGGCCAUGGCGAGCCUGACGAUGAGAGCAACAAACCGCUUUCUGAGGAAGAGCUUGCGCUAUUACCCAACAGUAGGUCUUUCAACUUCACGAACAUCAGUCCCGUGAUAGCAAGCCCCGACGCACGCCAUUCAAGGUGGUUAGCUGACCGCGCAGUGCCCAUUCUCUUCAGCAACGACCUACCACCAUGCGGUCUACUGCCGCAACUUGCAUACGAAAACACCGUCCACCGUCUGCGCAAACUCUGGCUCGAGCGCGCCCACCAAGAAUCCGCGGACAUUCCCCUCCCCAGUCUCUGCCGUCUAGUCCUAGACGACCUCAAAGCCGAAGAAGAAGAGCUCCCAGCCAGUAGCCAGGCCGGAACCAAGAACCGCACUCCUUGGCGCCGCGAAACCGUCUUCCAGUACGAACUCCGAUGGGCCAAGUACUUCGUCCGGGAAGCCGAGACUGCGGAGAAGAGAGUCACGAUGACGGAGAAGCAGCUCGACAAGCAGGACUUCAUGGAUAAGAUGUACCCGAUACCUAAGGAGUUGAAGAUUUAUGUCAACAACAAGAAGAAUCAGAAGAUGGUGUCGGAUCUGUGGAAGGAGUGGCAUCACAAGAAGAGAGGGACUGUGGAGCAGGAGAGUGCGGGGCUGGGUGUUGGAGGGGCGAAGGAGGAGGAUGGUGAACCUGUGGGGGAUGAUGGAGAGGAGGGUGACGAGCAGGAUGGGCAGAGACAAUUUGUUGAUCCGACGGCUUAG
This is a messenger RNA of Alternaria ventricosa, 834 nucleotides long. RefSeq lists its product as uncharacterized. Bases 1 to 834 code for a protein of 277 amino acids. The record is from RefSeq and is a predicted model, not a curated record. Lineage: Eukaryota; Fungi; Ascomycota; Dothideomycetes; Pleosporales; Pleosporaceae. The transcript has 2 exons.